Molecule: messenger RNA, 972 nt
Organism: Linnemannia hyalina
Lineage: Eukaryota; Fungi; Mortierellomycota; Mortierellomycetes; Mortierellales; Mortierellaceae
Source: the annotation of a GenBank genome assembly
AUGGAUCGCUCAUCGGAAUUCUUCUCAACAGUCGAGUCGCUUCGGUCCAGAGCACAACCCCAUCUCCCCUCUGACAAGCGCAGGCUCCUCUCGCCCAUGGAACAGCAGGCUGGUUCUUUGGGUGCUGGGGGUGCUCAGAACAAGCCCAAGUCAGAGGUGUCGUUGAUGGCGACUAUGAUUGGCAAGGAUAUCCAUGCCACUUCGAAAAAGCUGGAGAAGCUCGCCAGAUUGGCCAAGCGCAAGACCCUGUUCGACGAUAGACCAGUAGAGAUCAGCGAACUCAUGCACAUCAUCAAACUGGAUAUCGCCAAGCUGAACAAACAGAUCGCCCAACUACAGAGCGUGGUCAAGGAGCUCAACGCCAAAUCGCCCCACAACUGCCGACAGGCCAUGGAACAUAACUGCAAUGUUGUGGUCUUGCUCCAAUCACGACUUGCAGCACAGACAUCUACCUUCAAGGACGUCCUGGAACUCCGUACUGAGAACAUGAAGGCUACCAAGGAUAGGCGUGAGCAGUUUAUGUUUACAGCACAGCAACAAAGCAAUACCUUUGCCAGUGACUCUCCACUCUAUAACAUUGACAGGCGACCAAACUCGAGCACCAACCCACCUAAGGAUAUCUUGUCACUGGAUCUGCCAACACCAUCUCAAAACCUUCAACAACAGGAGCAGGUGCAGCUAGUGGACGCCAACAACCAGUACAUGGAGAGUCGAUCUACCGCCAUCGAGUCGAUCGAAUCAACUCUGCAUGAACUUGGAGGCAUCUUUCAGCAACUGGCCCAGAUGGUCUCUGAGCAACGAGACAUGGUUCAAAGAAUUGACGCCAACACGGAUGAUAUCGAGUCGAAUGUAACAGGAGCACAGACGGAACUGUUGAAAUACUACAGCUAUGUGUCGUCGAAUCGUUGGCUGAUGGUCAAGGUCUUUGCGGUCAUUAUUUCCUCUGCAGUGACCCUUUCCGUGCUGUCCUGA